AACAUGUCCCAGUGUAAAAUCUAAUAUCUAAUUUUAGAAUUCGUCACAGCUCAUCCGUCUUGUCUUGUAUCUGCGACAAACAUGCGUGUGUUAAUGUAAAAUAAUAUUUAAACAAUUUAUCGAUCCUUUAUGAAAUCAUGUCUUUUACAAAAGGGUAUAUAAAAUUUAGCGAAUUUUUCAAGAUCGCUUACGACGCCGCAACUGUGGAACCGUAUGCAAAUCGUUUCAAGGAAUUAUCUUCAAAUGGAGAUAGGGAAGGAAUGAUAAAGAUUCUUAUGGACAUACCGUAUAUAGAGAACGUAAAAAUUGUUCAAUCGUACAAGGGUAAGGAUGACAUUAAAGCGAUAGAACUUUACGGGAAUAGUCAUGGGGAAAUAGCUAACGAUGGAGUAGUGCACGAACGGGGAAAUAAAAGUGAUAUUCUUACCGAAACACUGUUUACGGCCAGUGUCACCAGUAGAGUGUUCCUGGACGCGCUUUCAGAUUGCGCACAGUAUUGCUAUAAUUCGAAAGCUUUCGUAAAAUGCCUAAAAUAUUGUGAAUGCAUGCUUGCACUUCCUGAAAACCUUUACGAUAAAACUACCGAAAGUAUGAAUGAUUUCUUGGAGCAUAGAAAAGCAUGUACCCACUUACAACAUGAAUGCUCCAAAAAGUUGAAAGUACCGUCUUCUCAGGACAAAAGACUACGUAGAAAAUUGAACAAGAACCAAAGUGGUUCGACGUUGAAUCCAUUAUCAACGAAUCGUACACCAACAAUACCCCCUGUAGAUGGGAAACAACAUACCGUUCUUAAAAGUUGUUCCGAUGCUGUGACAAUGAAAUUUGACGAGAAAAAAGGUCGACAUCUCAUAGCUACCAAAAACAUUAAUGCAGGAAGUGUCCUAAUCGUCGAACAACCAUUUGCUUUCAGUACGAAUAAAGAGGCACUUAAUAGGAAUUGUUUACAUUGUCAUGUUACUCUUAAAUCAAACGACAGUGUUAAAAUUCCUUGCUAUUUUUGUCAAACAGUAUCUUACUGUUCAGAAAAGUGUCGCAAAGAGGCAUGGCAAAUGUACCAUCAGUACGAAUGUUUCAUAUUUGAUGCUUUUUACGAAAACGAUUCUGAACAAACGCAACGACACACUUCACACUUGUUAUUAGCUUAUAGACUGAUAGUCGCAGGAUUUAUAUCUUCCAACACUGAACACAUUAACAAUAAUACAGAAGAAAGUGAAAUUCCUUUCCUGAAUGACAAUUUUCUGCGGUAUCAUAUUACAAACGCAAAUAAAGAGUAUAGCAAUUUAGGAAUAAGCGAGGCUUAUAACUCUCACGAUUAUCAUACUGUAUUAAAUUUAGAAACUCAUUGCUCGGACAUGGAACCUCGCAUAAAUCUUAUCCGUGCUAUCGAAGCUAUAUUCUUGGCAAAGUGCUUCACUUUUGUCUUGGGUAUAAUGGACGUUGUUUGCUUGAAAGAAACUUUCAUCUCUUUGGCUGUAGCAACAUUGCACCACUUGCAGGCUAUUAAUUGCAAUGCUUAUGAGAUUGUAGAAAACAUAUACGAUAAAGAAACGCAUGUUUGGGAACCAAGGCAUGUAGGCGGCGCAAUUUAUCCCACGGUUAGCCUUGUAAAUCAUAGUUGUUAUCCAAACGUCGUCCGUCAUUCUUAUCCAUCAGGAAUAGUUGUAGUGAGAACAUUACGCUUUAUCGGUGAGGGUACCGAAAUUCUUGAUUGUUAUGGACCACACUGGCUUAGUGAGGGAAGAUUAUCGAGGCGUGAAUUCUUGUGGAAAAAGUAUCGUUUUGUGUGUGCAUGUGAAGCUUGUACACAAAAUUGGCAAUAUCCGCUACCCGAAACAAUGAAUUAUAAAUGUAAAACGUGUUCAGAAAUUAUUGGCACGAUUACACUAAAUGAAAAAAAUAAUACACAAAUCGCAUCGUGUGAACAAUGUUGCAACUGUACUAAGAAAAUUGAUUACAAGAAAAUAAAAAAUCAAUUUCGAAAAUCAUUAGAGAAAAGAUUAAAUGCCACUUCUCAAAUGUAUAAAGGUCAUUAUGAGCAGGCUCUGCCCCAGUUGCUUGAGCACAUACAAUUUAUUGAAAAGUUUUUUGCUGCACCCAACAUGGAAACUAUCAAAACACAACAAUGUAUUAUUCAAUGUUACAAUCAGUGUGGCUGCAUCUCUCAAUAA
Molecule: messenger RNA, 2168 nt
Organism: Habropoda laboriosa
Lineage: Eukaryota; Metazoa; Arthropoda; Insecta; Hymenoptera; Apidae
Product: SET and MYND domain-containing protein 4-like
Exons: 4
Coding region: 138-2168 (676 amino acids)
Molecular function (GO): protein binding
Source: RefSeq, a predicted model, not a curated record